AUGAAGAUUCAUCUCUUUUUCUUUAUUCUACUCUUUUGGGUCACAAUUUUACCAGCCAGAAAAAGAUAUCCUCACUACGGUAGCUUGGAUUUGAGGAGAGAGUGCAGAAGGGGUAAUGGUCGAUGUAAACCUGAGUGCCGUAACACUGAAGUUAGGAUUGCUUACUGCAUAAGACCUGGAACUCGUUGCUGCUUGCAGAAGUAAAGAUGACAGAAGAAAAGAA
This is a messenger RNA of Balaenoptera ricei (Rice's whale), 223 nucleotides long. Its product is annotated as beta-defensin 110-like. Gene Ontology annotation, biological process: cell chemotaxis; innate immune response; defense response to bacterium. Gene Ontology annotation, cellular component: extracellular region. The record is from RefSeq and is a predicted model, not a curated record. Gene Ontology annotation, molecular function: chemoattractant activity; CCR6 chemokine receptor binding. The transcript has 2 exons. Lineage: Eukaryota; Metazoa; Chordata; Mammalia; Artiodactyla; Balaenopteridae. Bases 1 to 204 code for a protein of 67 amino acids.